GAAUUGAAGUUUCCAGAAACAAGGGCAAAAAAAUUGGCGGUCUGACGGGCCUAGUCCUUACCCGGUUUAGGUCGGCUCCUGCUUGCCUCCUCCCGCUCCCUGUACUCUGUAGCAUAAAUUCCUCAUCCCAUUCGAUCAAUUACCUGCUAUUUCUCACGAAAUUUCUUGUUUAAGCCCUUUACCCUACUUCAAAGCUCCCUUUCUCUCCAGGAUCUAUUGGUGAUUAAGAUUGAAGUCAUUACCUUUUACUUACAGUUUAAUUUAUGGGUGAUAUCACGGAUGAUGUAUCAUUGUUGGGUAUCCCUGUGCCAGUUGAUGUCCUCCAGCCAUUAUUAACUGCUGCGAGCUCAUCUUCUUUGAAAGAAACCCUAGAAAUUCUUGUAGAAUCUUCUAGAACUGGAGUUGGCCGCUCUGACCUUGCUUCCAAGAAUAUCCUUCCAACAGUCCUUCGGCUUAUUCAAUCUAUCUGCUAUGCCUCUUGUCGUCAAUAUCUUUUACUAUCAUUGAAGCUCCUUAGAAACCUCUGUGCUGGAGAUAUUACCAAUCAGAAUUUGUUUAUUGAGUGCAAUGGAGUUGGAGUUGUUUUAACAAUUCUGAGGUUUACAGGACUUGAUUCGGGUGCAGAUUGCGGGAUCGUUCGUAUGGCUUUACAGGUUUUGGCAAAUGUUUCGUUGGCUGGUGAAAGACAUCAGCGAGCUAUUUGGAGUCUGUUCUUUCCAAAUGAGUUUGUUACUCUUGCUAAAGUACGAAGCCAGGAGACUUGUGAUCCAUUGUGUAUGGUUAUAUAUGUGUGUUGUGAUGGCAGUGCUGGAUUGUUUCAGGAGUUAUGUGAAGAAAAAGGGUUUGCUAUUAUGACAGAAAUUUUGGUCACAGCUUCUUCAGUUGGGUUUAAAGAAGAUUGGUUGAAGUUACUUGUUUCAAGAAUAUGUGUUGAAGAAAUACAUUUUCCUCUAUUUUUCUCCAACCUAUACCAAGUCAGUGCCCCUGUGCAACUUGAAGAUCCUAACUUAAUAGAUAAUACCUUUUCUACAGAGCAAGCUUUUCUUCUGAGAAUUGUAUCGGAGAUAGUGAAUGAACGAAUUGAAGAAAUCAUUAUUCCCAUUGACUUCGCAUUAAGUGUUCUAGAAAUAUUUAAGAGAUCUAUUAGGGCUGUCGAUUUUUCCUCAAAGGGCAAGUUCAGUCUUCCAACGCCCUCUUCUGCAAUCAAUGUUCUUGGAUACUCGCUCACAAUUUUGAGAGAUAUCUGCUCAUUGGAGGGAUCUGCAGGUUCUAGUUCUGAGGGUUCUAUUGAUGUUGUUGAUACACUAAAAUCCUCUGGACUCAUUGAAUUGCUCUUAUGUUUACUUUGUGACCUCGAGCCUCCAGCAAUAAUCAGGAAAGCUAUGAGACUGAGUGAGAAUCAAGAUGGGACUAACUCACACUCCUACAAGACCUGCCCCUACAUGGGAUUCCGGAGAGACAUUGUUGCUGUAAUUGGCAAUUGUGCAUAUCGAAGAAAGCAUAUACAAGAUGAAAUUAGAGAGAGAAAUGGGGUUCUAUUGCUACUACAGCAGUGUGUUACUGAUGAAGAUAACCCAUUUCUAAGGGAGUGGGGCAUUUGGUCGGUUAGGAAUUUAUUGGAAGGCAAUGCAGAAAACCAACAAGCAGUAAUAGAUUUGGAGCUUCAAGGGUCUGUUGAAGUGCCUGAACUUGCUGGACUUGGUCUCAAAGUGGAGGUGGAUCAGAAAACACGACGUGCAAAGCUUGUAAAUAUUUCAUCAAAGAAGUUCAAAGAAUAAUUUUCCUUCUUUCAGGCUAAUUAGAUGAUUUAUACCGAUCUCCAUUACACCUCCUACAUUAAUUUGAUGGUUGCUUGGUUUUCAUUUUCAA
Molecule: messenger RNA, 1869 nt
Organism: Pistacia vera
Lineage: Eukaryota; Viridiplantae; Streptophyta; Magnoliopsida; Sapindales; Anacardiaceae
Product: ataxin-10-like
Exons: 3
Coding region: 264-1778 (504 amino acids)
Cellular component (GO): cytosol
Source: RefSeq, a predicted model, not a curated record